This is a messenger RNA of Tarenaya hassleriana, 1489 nucleotides long. RefSeq names its product protein LIGHT-DEPENDENT SHORT HYPOCOTYLS 9-like. Lineage: Eukaryota; Viridiplantae; Streptophyta; Magnoliopsida; Brassicales; Cleomaceae. Gene Ontology annotation, cellular component: nucleus. The record is from RefSeq and is a predicted model, not a curated record. Gene Ontology annotation, biological process: mRNA transcription; response to light stimulus. The transcript has 3 exons. The coding region runs from base 72 to 698 and encodes 208 amino acids.
UCUCAUUGUCACUUUAACAAAAAAUAACCUAAAUAAUUUCAUCUUCCUCCCAUCCCAAAAGAACCCAAAACAUGUCCUCGUCGGAUCAACACGCACCGACGAGUGAUCCACCGGGUCCGCCGUCAUCCUCCUGCAACUCCGGCCACCACCACCAACCGGAAACGCAAACGCAGCUGCAGCCACAACCGCAGCAGCUCAGCCGCUACGAGUCGCAGAAACGCCGCGACUGGAACACCUUCCUGCAAUACCUAAAGUCCCAGAACCCACCGGUCUCCAUGUCUCAGUUCGAUUAUUCCCACGUGCUCAGUUUCCUCAAGUACUUAGACCAGUUUGGUAAGACCAAGGUUCAUCACCCAUCAUGCGUGUUCUUCGGACAGCCCGACCCACCUGCGCCGUGCACGUGUCCCCUCCGACAGGCGUGGGGGAGUUUAGACGCUCUGAUCGGACGGCUGAGAGCGGCGUACGAAGAACACGGCGGAGGGUCGCCGGAAAACAACCCUUUUGGUAACGGAGCGAUUCGAGUUCACUUGAGGGAAAUGAGAGAAUCUCAGGCCAGGGCUCGUGGAAUCCCUUACAGGAAGAAGAAGAAGAGGAAGAACAAGGCUGGCGGCUUCAACCCAAAGAAUCCCGGAAAAAACGACGUCGUUGUCAAGAAGGAACUUCCAAACUCUUCGUCUCAUCACUCCACCACUUCUUGAUCAAAGACCCCAAAGCGGACGAUCAUGUAUAUACGUUCGUAUACACACACAGCGAGACUGGGAAAUCUCUAAUUCAUCAGAGUCUGGCACUAAUUAAAUACAGAGUUGACUGUAUAAUAUAUAUAUAUACAAAGAUCAGCAUAUAAUCUUUUUCUCGCAAUGAUUGCUACGAUUUUGGAAUACUAGGAUGAUUAGGAUAUAACGUUAUUUUAUUCCCUGUUGGCUUAUUUUUAUAAAUAUUUCUUUAAUAGAUUAUAAUUGAAAAAAAGGCCUAGGCAGGCCACUAAUGUUUAUGUAAUUUUUUUUUUCAUUUGUUAAGAAGCAUAGCAUAUAUAGCACAAGAACUUGUACUAUCUACCACCGUGUUUUUCACCGAUGAACCAAGAACCGAAUCAGCACCGCUCCCUCAACUCUUCUUCCAAUCUUGAAUCUCUGUUCGAAUGAUUGAAUACAAGACGAAGAACAAGAAAACAGGGAAAAGAACGAACACACAAGAGUUUUACGAGUUCAGUAUGAACAAUGUGUUCAUACCUACGUCUCGGGAGAGAUGGAAGAUUUUCACUAUGAUUUUUGGGAGCUUACAAAUUACAGGAAAUUAGGGAUUUUCAACUACAGUAUAUGAGUACUGAUUCAUGACCUUUUAUACACAGAGAAGCUUUCUUCGUUCUUGCUACUAAAGAUCAACUGAUGCCAAAAUACUUAUUUGCCCUUCUCGUCAUUAUCUGAUUAGGCAUCUCAAACCCUCCAGUGCACUUAGCGGGUUUCAAAACUCUGUUCUUAUUCAGAUGAGU